AUGGACCUCACGCCCGAGGAGAUCAACGAGAUAGUGGCAUUGAGAGGGGAGCUACCACAAGCAGUGGUGGGAGAACAAUUCGCCUUGCCCCUUCCCCUCCCUUCCUAUCCUACAGAUCAACGAAAUAGUGGCAUUAAGGGGGAAGCUACCGCAAGCGGUGGUGGGGAAGCGAGAGCCCGAGAUGUGGAGGUGGUGCUACCUAUUGUGUUCGGCAGCUGUGCCUUUUGGCUGGGGAAGAAGGCCGAUGAGAACGCCACACACAAGUGGACGGUGUAUGUGCGGGCAGCUGAUAACGGUGACCUGGGUAGUGUGGUGAAGAAGGUGGUGUUUCAGCUGCAUCCGAGCUUCUCAAACCCAACCCGCAUUGUGGAGCGGCCGCCCUUCAUGCUGUCAGAGAGCGGCUGGGGCGAGUUUGAGAUCGCCAUGACCAUUGUUUUCCAUGCGGAUGCUUCCGAAAUGCCAGCUGAGCUCACCCAUCACCUUCGGCUGUACCCAGAAGGCAGCGCUCCCAACCAGCCUCUCAGCACCAAGCGGCCUGUCGUGGCUGAGCAAUACGAUGAGCUGGUGUUCUGCGAGCCACAGAUUGCGUUUUUCCAUCGCAUCCGCUCCAACCCCAUGGUACGCAUACACGGCAGUGAGGAGGCCAUCACCGCCGCUGGUAACCAUGCAGCAAUACCUCAAGAUGGCUCCAGUUCGGCCCCUACAGAUGCACGUAACCUGGAAUCAGAGUUGCGAGGAGAGAAUCGGGGGGACACUCUAGACCAUCCCUUGUCGCAGUGGUUCCUGCAGUUCUCGGACGAACAAGAACUGACUGCCAUAGCUGCUGCACGGAAGCAG
Molecule: messenger RNA, 837 nt
Organism: Closterium sp. Naga37s-1
Lineage: Eukaryota; Viridiplantae; Streptophyta; Zygnematophyceae; Desmidiales; Closteriaceae
Source: the annotation of a GenBank genome assembly